Molecule: messenger RNA, 2226 nt
Organism: Symbiodinium sp. CCMP2592
Lineage: Eukaryota; Dinophyceae; Suessiales; Symbiodiniaceae
Source: the annotation of a GenBank genome assembly
AUGCACGAGCGGUCCAAGACCCCGUGCCUGAGUGAUUCCUGUGAUUUUUCCAUGUACGAGGCUAGCACUUCUUGGGCCGGCAUGGCCAUGAAGAGAGGGCGUCCCCUCGUCCGAAAAAGAACUUCUAGCUGUCUUCCCACCCGUGCGACAGCACCUCCUUCUAAGCUCGAGGCCUUCCGUAGCCCAAUGCUGAUUGGCUCGAGCGAGCUCACAGAGGUGCCAUCCUGGACCGUUCUUCCAGGGCCUGCCAGAGCCAGGAAGGCGUUGCGUGCCAGCCAUGCGCGUCCGCCCAAGUUGGCGAAGGUGCUGGCAGAGUCCACCUUCAUGCAGGGCAGGCGGCCGCAGCAGGAAGAUCGGCACGUGAAGAUCCCGGACCUGACGAAAGCUGCCAAGGCACUGAAGAUGCCAAUCGACCACCUGGAGCAGCCCUGCGCAUUUCUGGCGGUGUAUGACGGGCACCGCGGCCCUCUCUGUGCGGAGUUUGUGGCCAAGUCCUUGCAUCUGAGACUCCUGAAGCAUCUGACCCAGACGACCACAAAGAGCAGCGAGGAGAUUGGUUCGGCACUGAAGACGACGUGCCAGGAGUUGGACGAAGAGUUUCUGGCCAAGCACCGCACAACGGUGGAUGGGUGCACGGUGGUUAUGGCGCUUCUCACGGGAAGUCUCCUGACCGUCGCAUGGCUGGGCGAUUCCCGUGCGCUUCUGUGCAGAAGCACUUCCGCUGGGGGCGUUGCAACGGUCCCGCUCACACAGGACCAUCGACCGAGUGCCUCAGCGGAGGCAGAUCGGGUGCGAGAAGCUGGCGGCAUGAUCGUAAACUUCGACGGAGCGAAGCGUGUGGCACACGCUGGGUUUGACAACCAGAUUCGCGAGCUUCGCAGGGCGAAGGCUGCCGGGCUCGGUGCCGUGGGUCGACCCCCGGUGGCCCUGGCAGUGACACGGGCCAUGGGAGAUCGUGACUUCAAGGUGGACAAGCCCUUGCUCGUUGCGACGCCCAGCGUCCGAAGCUUUCAGCUGGAUGCGUCUGUGCACUUCAUUGCGCUGAUGUGUGAUGGAAUCACGGAUGUUCUCAGCAACGAAGAGAUCAUCUUCGAACUGGACUUCUUGCGAGAUGCGGCAGAUGCAUCAGCCAAUGCCCGGAAAGCCUGCGGUGACUUGGUGCAGAAGGCGUACUCUCGUGGAAGUCAAGACAAUUUGACAGUCGUCAUGGCUUUCUUUGAGUGGGAGGGCGUGGAGAAGCGGAGCUCGGGAGCGGUUGGUCCAGUGGAGGUGCCACCAUCGAAGCGGGCGCGCUCAGGCCCAGGUCAGAGCAGCUCUCCGGCAAAUGCUGCAUCAGCAGGAGAUAAACGCCGCUGUAGACGCAUCAGCUGGGAUGAUGCGAUGGCGGUUGCUGCCACCCCGCCUGUAAAUUAUCCGCGUGGCGAGCCGCCAACACGAUGUGCGGAGUGCGGGAAUGUCCUUGUGGAUGCCCUGGUUCUGUCCUGCGGCCACGACCUGUGCCUGACGUGUGCGGCCAGUGCUUUGCGCCAGACGCGCUCGCUGAGCGGCCGGACAGUGCGAUGCCUGCUCUGCCCUAGCAUCACAGAGCUGUGCGAGGAAGCAGUUGCAGCCUUGACGGAGCAGAAACUCGAGACCGGUGGCUUGCUACCUCAGCUGCUGCCACAGCCACAGGCCUGCUCGAUCUGCUCUUCGUGGAUUCAACCCCCAGGUGCACACAGCAGCACAGCUUUGUAUCCACCUCGAAUACCGAACGAACGAACAGGAACCGGGCGCGGGUUGCGGGAGGCUGAGAGCCCUCACAGCCAGGAUGGCUCAGCACAACGGGGCAUGACAAAAGCGGCACUCGCCCGGCCCCAGCAGGUGUCGUCGACAGCCUCAGUCAGCCCGGUCCAGUGGCAAAGAACACCGGAACCGCUGGCUGUGGAGGAGCCGACUCGCCCGUCGGGACGAACAGUCCAUAUCUACAGGUGCCCAGAGCAUCCGGAAGAGCCAGCCACCUACUUCUGUGCAACUUGUGAGUGUCUUUGCAUCUGCGCUGAGUGUGUGAUUCAAAAGAAUGGCCGGCACCGUGAUCAUGAGGUCUUGCGUGUGGCAAAGGCACACGAGGUUCGGGCGGUGGGGUCGCAGCGAGAUGUUAAUUUCACGGUCCUGCUAAUUGCCAGCGAGCCAUUCAGCAACUCUUCGCAUUUGAUGUUUCCUCUCGAGGUUGUAGUUUCGCAGCGCUGA